AUGCUUCGAUUCUUUUUCAUUCGUCGUCCAGCUUGGGUAAUGUGGCUGUUAAUUAUUCUAACGACUGUCUGUGUUCACCUUAUUACUAUGCACUUUAACGCUUUACGGUUUGACGAAUUUCGUCUUGAAGUAAUGCAAGAAUUGGAAUUCUAUAAAAGACAACUUCAAAUGGAAGCAGGGAUUUCUCUACCAACAUCAUUUGAUUUCUUACCACAUUUGUAUUUGGCUUCUAAUGUUUUAUUCACUCCAGCACUUUCUAUUCCAGCUAUUUCAUCUUUCUUAUCAACUCGUCUUGUCAUAGGAAUUCCAACAGUGUCUCGCUUAAAUAUUUCUUAUGUUUUACCUACAUUGCAAUCACUUUUGAGUGAAAUGUCGAAUGAGGAAGCCGCAAAUACCACAAUAGUUUUAAUGAUUGCAGAUGAAAAAGGGCCAUCUUCAUCAUUUGCUGUAAAUACUAUAAAGUCUUUAAAAUCAGAAUUUCCUCAAUUUAUAAAGUCUGGUUUGCUUCAAUUAAUAAUGCCACAUCCCGAAUGGUAUCCUUCCGAUUUACAUUCAGUGCCUCCUACGUUUAAUGAUUCGCCGGAAAGAAUGUACUGGCGUACCAAACAAAAUUUAGACUAUAUUUAUUUGAUGUCUUAUUGUCAAAGGCGAGGCGAGUACUAUAUGCAGCUAGAAGAUGAUUUGAUUACAAAACCGGGAUAUAUUACGAAAGUUCACAAAUUCAUAGCAGAACGGGCACUUAAACCUUGGUUUAUGCUAGAGUUUUCUUCUCUUGGUUUUAUCGGAAAAUUAUUUCGAACUUCUGAUUUACCACUAUUAAUACAGUUUAUAAUGCUAUUUUAUCGCGAGAAGCCAGUUGAUUGGCUUCUUGACUCAUUUUUUAUCAAUAAGUAUUGCUCUCCCGAAAAGUCUACUAAGGAAUGUAAUUCCGAGGUUGCCAAACAGUUUCGCUUGCGCCAUCGUCCUUCAUUGUUUCAACAUAUUGGUACGCAUUCAUCUUUAGCUGGAAAAUUGCAAAAGCUUCGUGAGCGUGAUUUUGGUGCAACACAGCAUUUUAUUGCUCACAAAGACAAUCCAGCUGCAAAAAUUUCAACGACAUUGAAAGCUUAUAAAACUCAUACUAUCACAAAUGCUUAUACUGGUACCAGUUUUUUUUGGUCCUUUGCUCCUAAAGGUGAUGAUUACAUUUUAAUUGAAUUUGAAAAAACUGUCAAACUUCGUGGCUUUUUGUGUCGGACAGGGAAUCCCGACCACCCAAAUGAUAUCUUGGAUGAAAAUGAUGCAAUUUUGAUCCGUAAAGCGAGAUAUCAUGAAUUUGAACAGGUUGCCAUAUUUAAUAAAUAUGGAACAGUACGUUUAGAAUUGAGAUCUGCUGUUGAUAUAGAUGCAAUUAAAAUUAACAUUCAACAAGAAAGAAGUUUCUGGAUUAUUAUCAACGAAAUUCAAGUUAUUGUGGAAUAA
Messenger RNA from Dracunculus medinensis (Guinea worm), 1461 nucleotides. The record is from the annotation of a GenBank genome assembly. Lineage: Eukaryota; Metazoa; Nematoda; Chromadorea; Rhabditida; Dracunculidae.